AAAAAUAAUCGAACAACACACAUACACGCAGGCACGCACGGACGGGAGAAAGGCGCUCCGUGCAGCAGAGAAAAAAGUGUACGGAACAACGGGUUCGGGCUAGUUCUGAAGGACGGGUACACUUUUUACCCUUCUGCCGUGCUAAAUCGUCGAUUAAAUAGCUUCACUCUGUGCAGUUCCCGUUGCCGUGCUAAAGCGAUAAUUCAACGCAUUUUGGUGUGGUGAUUGUUGCCCACUGUGAUAGGAGUUUUUUUUUCCAUUAGCCCUAGUGGCCAACAACACAUCAAGAGGGAAAACAUCAUCACUACCACCAUCAUCAUCAUCAUCAUCAUUAAAACAAGGGCAACUCCGAAACGGCAGCCCUUCUGCGAGAUCAGUUUUCGUUCGUUUUAUUGUUUUUGUGCGUGGAGUGCCAUUGCUUUCACGGCCACCGACACCACCACCACCAGCGCAGCAGCUAAAACAUGUCGAUGUGUUCCGUUUCCUGAUAGUACGUGUUAGUGCAGCGGGAGUGUGUGCGAGGCAAGAUACACUAAAUGAGAGCAAGAUGAUGUGCACAUGAUGACGAUACGAAGCUAUGCUGGCCAGUGGUUGCAGUGUUUGGACGGUGCAAGAAUCAAUCAUCAGUGCACCAGUGACGGGGGUGGGGGGGCUAGUGUGCUCGAAGGAUCGUUCGUGCGGUGAAGGUAGCAGGAACUAGAACAAAAGCAGCAAUAGAAAGUGGAGCGCAACGUAACAACAGGCCGAAAGGGUCUUGCUUAACAUUGCUUCAUCUCGCGAGCGAUGCAUAGCAGCAGCUUCUAACGGUGUUAGAAGCGAACAGCGAGCAGCUAAGCAAACACCCUCAAACCAUCACGUUACACCAACACCUCAGCUCCACGUACGCGAAUUCCCGUUCCGUCAACACGGGGGGCGCAACCGGGCGCAGUGAAAAUAAACCACCCCUACAAACGGUAUUCUGGUUCGCGUUGCAUUCCCGGGCAAACCCGAAUAAGGCGAGUUGGUCAAGAAGAUUGCGUGGCACGUCGUCGAGCCUGCGGUUGCCCGAGCAACCACAACACCACUUGAUCGCGGGAGGAAGAGCGAAACGACUGGAAGUGGCCCUAAGGAAGUGCUUACACAGUUAAAGCGGUGUAUUUAGUAACGAUCAAAAUGCGAACAGUUAUAAACGCUCGGGGUGGUGGGACAGCCUCGACCGGCCAUCGACCGAUCCACGAGCUGCUCACCUUCAUCGCGAUGCUAACGGCGGUAGUGCUGGGGUGGGCCACCCUUGCAUUGGCGGAGCAGAUCCCAACCGUACCAACGCACAACAUGUCCAACAAGGAGCGAAACGAGCUUAAAGAGGAAGCCAGGGAAAUGUUCUACCACGCGUACCGGGCGUACAUGGACAAUGCCUACCCGGCGGAUGAGCUGAUGCCGCUGAGCUGCGCCGGCCGCUACCGUGGUGUCACGCCGUCCCGUGGCGACCUGGACGAUACGCUCGGGAACUUUUCCAUGACCUUGGUGGAUACGCUCGACACGCUGGUGGUGCUGGGCGAUCUGGAAGAGUUUGAGCACGCCGUCAAACUGGUGAUCAAGGAUGUAAAGUUCGAUAACGACAUCAUUGUGUCGGUAUUUGAAACCAACAUUCGCAUGAUCGGUGGCCUUCUGUCCGGACACAUUCUGGCGGAGUAUGUGCAGAAACAGGCGGACGUGAUGACGUGGUACCGUGGCGAACUGCUCGAGAUGGCAAAGGAUCUCGGCUACCGGUUACUGCCUGCAUUUAACACGUCCACGGGCAUACCCCACGCAAGGGUAAAUCUGAAGCACGGCAUGAAGGUGGAAGCGUUGCGCCACUCGCGCGAAACCUGCACCGCCUGUGCCGGCACGAUACUGCUGGAGUUUGCCGCCCUGUCCCGGCUCAGCGGUGAGCCGAUCUUCGAGGUGAAGGCACACGCGGCAAUGGAUGCGCUGUGGAAGAUGCGCCACCGCAGCUCCGAGCUGAUGGGCACGGUGCUGAACGUACAUUCCGGCGACUGGAUACGGCGCGAGUCGGGCGUCGGGGCCGGUAUCGAUUCCUACUACGAGUACUGCCUGAAGUCGUACAUACUGCUGGGCGACGAGCGCUACCUGGCUCGGUUCAACCGCCACUACCAUGCGAUCAUGAAGUACAUCAGCCAGGGACCGAUGCUGCUGGACGUGCAGAUGCAUCGGCCGCAUACGAAGACGCGCAACUUUAUGGACGCACUGCUUGCCUUUUGGCCCGGGCUGCAGGUACUGUCGGGUGAUUUGAAACCGGCGGUACAGACGCACGAGAUGCUUUAUCAGGUGAUGCAGAUGCACACGUUCAUUCCGGAAGCAUUUACGUUCGAUUUCCAGGUCCACUGGGGUCAGCAUCAUCUUCGUCCCGAGUUUAUUGAAUCCACGUACUUCCUAUACCGUGCCACGGGUGAUCACUAUUAUUUACAUGCGGGCAAAAAAGCACUGAAAGCACUGCAGAAACACGCACGAGUUCCUUGCGGCUAUGCCGCGGUUAACGACGUGCGCACGGGAAAGCACGAGGAUCGCAUGGACUCGUACGUGCUUUCCGAAACGUUCAAGUAUCUCUUCCUGCUGUUCUCGGAUCCGGCCGAUCUGAUACUCAACAUCGAAGACUUUAUCUUCACUACCGAAGCACAUCUGCUGCCACUGACGUUGGGCCAACUGGGGAACCAUACCUUCACUGGCGUACGCGACCAGGACGAGCAGGUGCACAUGCUCGACUACAUGCGAUCCUGCCCGAGCCCGAACAAGUUGUUUCCUGAAACAGUCCGGCGCCCACUCCGUGACCUCGUUACGGGAGUCUGUCCGCGCAUAUCGAGUGCCAAGCGACUUAGAGCGGCUGACUUUCAGGCAAGCAAUACGGAUCAUCUACGAACAGUUUAUGACAUGGGCAUUACGAUGGUUUCUCUAGGCGAGGGCAAGGUGCAGCUGCUGCACAGCUUCCAUAAUGCCAAAUCGCCGGAAGAUGCCGAACGGGGUCUAAUUUUCAUGCAAGAGAUGGUGGAGCUCUCGAACUCCAACUCCAUUCCCAAUACGCAGCUGCAGGCCGUCGCCUACAAGCGGGAGGGUGAGCGUGAGAUGCGCAUCCUCGAGGCCGGCCCCAGCCAUUUCGGCAUGGAGCUGGUGAACGAUUUGUCCGUGGUGCAGCGGGCCGUCUUUGCCAAGCCGGCAAAGGUUUGCUCGGCACUGAAAAAUGCGGAAGAAAUUCGGGGAAAGAUUGUAAUUAUCGAGCGAGGCGAGUGUACGUUUGUCGAUAAAGCGAGACGCGUAGAGUCGGCGGGUGCCGUGGCUGCAAUUGUGAUCGAUAAUACGCCAAACACGUCGAUCAACAAUCAGCAAAUGUUUGCCAUGUCGGGCGACGGGCGGGACGACGUGCUGAUCCCGGUAGUGUUCCUCUUCACCAAGGAAGCGGAACAGCUCAUCAAGGCGAUCAAGGAGCAGCCCUCCCUUGAGCUCACGCUAAUGUCCGUGACGGCGCUGAAGGAAAAGCUGGCCCGCGCAAGCAUAACGAAGACUGACACGAAAAGUAGUGACUCAAAAGUGACGCCAUAGUAGUAGCAGUGCCGAGUAGAGCCCGAGUUACUAGUGUGUAGCCGUGAACGAUAUUGCCGCCGAUCAGGGAAGUAGGGAGACGACAAACAAGGGAAAGAAGGUGGUCCCCCCUUCGGGAGUGUUCUUCAUGCAGCGUUCCACCGGAUCUGGUAACACUUGAUCCGCAAAUCCUCUCACGUCUGUAUUCCGAUGUGACCGACGCACGACUACCGACGCCCGGGUUAGAUAGUAAUGAAUUGAUUAGCAAAAUGUCGCAGCAGCUGCUGGGAGGGGGAAGUAGCACUGUUGUUGAGUGGUUCUAGAGAAAAGAGGGAAUGGCGGGAGUAAAAGAAUGGCAAUCGAAAGACGUGCAAAACAAACGUGCUUUCGGUGUGUUUGCUAGCAAAAGUUAGACGAAUUACACACACGUAAAAAUGGAGGUUGCAUUAGGGCAAGGGACCGAUAAAACAAUUAUCGUUGUGCAAGAAAUGAACACAUGGAACAUCGCAAAUGAAUGAGAUGCGAAUGCGUGUGUGUGUCUGAGAGAGAGAAAAAGGGUAUAAGAAUAUGCAUUCAAGUGUGCAUUCUAGUGAGUAUUGUUCUGUUCGUUUCUCAACCCUAACGCAAAAAAGUGAUACAUUAGUGUAUAGUUAAGCUAAAACGGAAGGCAAAAGAAACGCAAACGCAAGCAAAACGGUAUCUCUAGUGUAGUGUAAAUUCGAAAAAGGACGAAAAAGAGAGGAGAGGGCCAAGCAUCGUAUCAGCGAUGGAGUUAGUAAAGAAAAGGGAUUUAACUUUCAAAUUCAAUUGCACUGCUAGUUCCCUUCGAUGCAGAAAGGACCGAUUUUUUGUUUGUUUGUAUUUUGAUUUCCUUCACGUUCAUUCCUUUCUGUGUGCAAUUCGUUUCCUGCUGCAAUUACAAUUAUAUUUCCAAUCGCUGCUUUCUAUAGCCACGCGCACGCUCACAAACAUAUCGCUAACGGGGGCUUCUUUUUUGUGCAGUUUCUGGACAAGCCUUUUUUGCCAUGCUUAUCUUAUCUUACCUAUGUAAGUUCUGUUAUCUCUACCAUUUACCUGAUAUUAUAGCCGCUUCGGAACAGUUAAAUGGAGAGUUUAUCCUUACCGAACUGUUUUUGUACACGAAUAGCAAACAUAUAUUUUAAUUACUGAUUUAUUCAAUAUCGCCUAAAACACACACACACACACACACACACACACACACACACACACACACACACACACACACACACACACACACACACACACACACACACACACACACACACACACACACACACACAGAGAGAAAUGUGCGCAGCUCACUUUCGUUAACAGUUUACAAUUUACAUUAUUUCGCUAGCAAAGAAAUGUUGAAGAGUAUAUGAAGAUGGCAAGAAUGAAAAAAAUGAUGUCGUCAAAAGCGCGGAGUUAGACAAAUGAAGCGAGAAGCGAGAAAUCCGUCGAUAGCACCAAAUUUU
Anopheles merus is the source of this 5030-nucleotide messenger RNA. It is a transcript of the gene Edem2, whose product is annotated as ER degradation-enhancing alpha-mannosidase-like protein 3. The transcript has 12 exons. Lineage: Eukaryota; Metazoa; Arthropoda; Insecta; Diptera; Culicidae. Gene Ontology annotation, biological process: carbohydrate metabolic process; mannose trimming involved in glycoprotein ERAD pathway; endoplasmic reticulum mannose trimming. Gene Ontology annotation, molecular function: mannosyl-oligosaccharide 1,2-alpha-mannosidase activity; calcium ion binding. Gene Ontology annotation, cellular component: membrane; endoplasmic reticulum. Bases 1153 to 3573 code for a protein of 806 amino acids. The record is from RefSeq and is a predicted model, not a curated record.